AUGCCGGGCCAGGCCGCCCAGCCGUUGUUGGGGGGAGACGACGAGGGGUCCCAGGGGGCUUGGGGGGCCACGGUCACCAUGCUCCGCUCCCUGCUGCUUCACGCCCUGAGGCUCUGCGCCCAGACGGCCUCGUGCCUCACGCUCUUCCCGCGCUUCCUCUGCACGGCCUUCAUGCUCUGGUUGCUCGACUUCCUGUGCAUCCGCAAGCAUUUUCUGGGCCGCAGGCGCCGGGGUCAGCCCGAAACUGAAGUCGAGCUCAACAGCGACGGGGAGGAGGUGCCCCCCGACGACCCGCCCAUCUGCGUGUCCGACGACAACCGCCUGUGCACCCUGGCGUCGCUGAAGGCGGUGUGGCACGGCCAGAAGUUAGAUUUCUUCAAACAAGCCUACGAGGGCGGGCCGGCGCCCAACUCCCAGGUGGUCCUGCCCGACAGCUUCCAGCACCGGCACAUCCUCGAUUUCGCGCGAGGCAACCGCCCGCUCGUGCUCAAUUUCGGCAGCUGCACCUGACCACCGUUCAUGGCGCGAAUGAGCGCCUUCCGGCGCCUGGUCACCAAGUACCAGCGCGACGUGGACUUCCUCAUCAUCUACAUAGAGGAAGCGCACCCCUCCGACGGCUGGGUCACCACGGACACCCCCUACAUCAUCCCGCAGCACCGGAGCCUGGAAGACAGGGGCAGUGCGGCGCGGGUCCUGCAGCAGAGUGUGCCGGGCUGCGCCCUGGUCCUGGACACCAUGACCAACUCCAGCAGCGCAGCCUACGGCGCCUACUUCGAGCGCCUCUAUGUCGUCCAGAGCGGCAUCAUCCUGUACCAGGGCGGCCGCGGCCCCGACGGCUACCAGGUCUCCGAGCUGCGCGCCUGGCUGGAGAGCUAUGACCAGCGGCUGCACAGCGCUCUGUCCGGUCCUUUGUAGGCACCCAAGGGACAGCCGACGGAACGUGGAGGGCCGUGCCUUCGAGCCUUCGAAGCCCACGUGCCAACGUCCCAAAUGAAGUCAGGUUUGGCGAGGACCCAGUGGCACAGCUGUGCUGAGCCACUUCGCAGGCUGGUUCUGCGCCCUCGGCCAAGCCACCUGAAGACUCUCCCCCAGCCCCCAGCCCCACUCUGCUUUUGUGACUGUCCCUCGCCUGUACCUGCCUGGCUGGCUCCAAGUCCCCUUCUGAGUGUGGAUUCCCGGCAACCCCUUGCCUGUGUGCCCCUGGACUUGUCCCACAGAGGCCCCUGCUGUAUUCUCUUGCACCCCCUCCCCAGAGAAAAGGGCCUGCGCCUUGCGGCCCCCUGCAGAGACUUUGGCUGGGCCCUGCGCCCUGGGCACAGCUGGGUUCCAGCAGUGCUGUGCUGCUAGUCCCAGUUGCCUGGCACCCACACCUGUGGGCUCAGGGAGGGGAUGUCCUGCUGCUUUUGUGUCUUUGUCUUGUCCCUGUGGUGAGGGAGGGCC
Messenger RNA from Miniopterus natalensis, 1440 nucleotides. RefSeq names its product iodothyronine deiodinase 3 (gene DIO3). The record is from RefSeq and is a predicted model, not a curated record. NCBI's taxonomy places the organism in Eukaryota, Metazoa, Chordata, Mammalia, Chiroptera, Miniopteridae. Gene Ontology annotation, biological process: thyroid hormone metabolic process. Gene Ontology annotation, molecular function: thyroxine 5'-deiodinase activity.